Messenger RNA from Pediculus humanus corporis (human body louse), 4113 nucleotides. RefSeq names its product hipk, putative. Gene Ontology annotation, molecular function: ATP binding; protein tyrosine kinase activity; protein serine/threonine kinase activity. Gene Ontology annotation, cellular component: cytoplasm; nucleus. The record is from RefSeq and is a predicted model, not a curated record. Bases 19 to 4113 code for a protein of 1364 amino acids. NCBI's taxonomy places the organism in Eukaryota, Metazoa, Arthropoda, Insecta, Psocodea, Pediculidae. The transcript is spliced from 19 exons. Gene Ontology annotation, biological process: peptidyl-serine phosphorylation; peptidyl-threonine phosphorylation.
AGUUCAUAUGGAUGUGACAUGUUUAUCCACUCUACUGCUCCCCAUCAAGGCCUCGGCGGAAUUGUUAACAAUACACAUUCAAAUAGUCACUCACAUUCAGGGAGUUUCUCCGAUUCUUCGACCGUUCACGUACUCAAGAGGAGGAAAUUAGAUGCAACUUAUGACAGUUAUGUGGCUGGUGAAAAAAAUAACGGUUGUUUUUCCGUCGUGAAAAAUAACGAAAAUUUUAUCGUACCGACGAGCAAAGUACAAAUCGAUGGUUAUGUGACCAAAAUAAAAGAUGAAAAAUAUUCAAAUAGUAAAAAUUGUUCAUUAAAAACAACAAACUGUACGGAAAAUUAUGCUGGAGUGAUAAAUAGAAAUUUGGUUAGUUACGCAAAUAGUAUUCAUAAGAGUCAUGAAAAGUUUAGCGAUGGUCAUUUUAUCAAGAACUCGGACAGUUCGUUUAUAUCAUCGAGUUUAAACUCAAACAUUGAUUGUAUAAAUUCAAGCAGCAGAACAAGUUCAGCGAGGAGGUCUACAAAUAAAAAUGGCUCCACCGAUGGAAGAAGCCCUCAAAAUGGGGCAAUGCCUCAGACAUUGGUUCGUGCCUCCACCAUCAAAUUGUUAGAUACUUAUCACCGCUGCGGACAAAAGCGCAAGUGUUGCGGCGGGGAAGGUGAUGGUGCGGGGGGUCAAAGCACCACAACGACGGCCCACGGGAAGACGGGGGGCGCGGGGGCUGCUCCCGCUCCCCAAACGCAGCAAAGCUCAGGAGCAGAUGGUGACUAUCAACUUGUACAGCACGAGGUACUUUAUUCAAUGACGACUCAAUAUGAGGUACUCGAGUUUCUCGGUCGCGGAACGUUUGGCCAAGUCGUCAAAUGUUGGAAAAAAGGUACCAACGAAAUAGUCGCCAUCAAAAUAUUAAAAAAUCAUCCUUCUUACGCCAGACAAGGACAAAUUGAAGUUUCGAUUCUGUCGCGUUUAAGUCAAGAAAAUGCAGACGAAUUCAAUUUUGUACGAGCUUACGAAUGUUUUCAACAUAAAAGUCACACUUGUUUGGUGUUUGAAAUGCUUGAACAAAAUCUAUAUGAUUUUCUCAAGCAAAAUAAAUUUAGUCCUCUACCUCUUAAAUACAUAAGGCCGAUUUUGCAACAAGUUUUAACUGCUUUGCUAAAAUUGAAGCAACUCGGAUUAAUUCAUGCCGAUUUAAAGCCGGAAAAUAUCAUGUUGGUAGAUCCUACUAGGCAACCCUAUAGAGUUAAGGUCAUCGAUUUCGGUAGUGCUUCUCACGUUUCAAAAGCCGUAUGCAAUACGUAUUUGCAGUCGAGAUAUUACAGAGCUCCAGAAAUAAUAUUAGGUCUACCUUUUUGCGAAGCAAUCGACAUGUGGUCAUUAGGCUGUGUUGUAGCUGAAUUGUUUUUAGGCUGGCCUCUCUAUCCUGGCUCAUCGGAAUACGAUCAGAUACGAUACAUCAGUCAAACCCAGGGUUUGCCGACGGAGAACAUGUUAAAUAACGCCUCUAAAACCACUAAAUUUUUUUAUAGAGAUAUGGAUAGUACUUACCCUUUCUGGAGAUUAAAAACUCCUGAAGAACACGAAUCUGAAACCGGAAUCAAAUCGAAAGAAGCGCGAAAGUACAUAUUUAAUUGUUUGGAUGAUAUUGGACAAGUUAACGUUCCAACGGAUCUUGAGGGAGGAGAACUUCUCGCUGAAAAAGCCGAUAGAAGAGAAUUUAUUGAUCUGUUAAAAAGAAUGUUAACCAUGGACCAGGAAAGAAGAAUAAUGCCGGGAGAAGCUUUAAAUCACGCUUUUGUUACUUUAGCUCAUCUUGUAGAUUACGCCCAUUGUAAUAACGUGAAGGCUAGUGUGCAAAUGAUGGAGGUUUGCCGCAGAAACGGAUUUAAUGGUUCCACCUCAUCAAAUCAUCAUCAAUCUGCAACUCAAGCUCCUCCACUCGUCAAUCUCGUUCCUUCGUCAAACGGAAACGUGACUCUAACUUUCAACAAUCAAGUUCAAAGACCUGGGUUUCCAACAGAAAAUUUGUAUCACUUGUACAAUGGACGACGUCAAUACAGUAGUUCAGGUCAUCAACUUGUCUCGUCUAUAUUAUGUCCGUCUGGUUAUCAAGGAAUGGGUUCCCCUGCUAAACAUGUUACGGUAGUAGCUCAACAACCGGCUCCACAGCUUCAAAUACAGCCUACCAUAAUAUCUCAAAACGUGGGCGGGCAGCAGCAAUAUGUUCCUGUAUCAAUGGUCGAACCUUCCGGGCGGCAAAUGUUACUCGCAAACGCAGUUCAUACCUCAUGGCCAGCUGGUAGCGGGCGACAAAUGACUCUUGUUCCAUCGUGGCCGACUCAACAUGCGAUACAGCAAAUAAGCGAAUCAGAUUGGGGUCGACCACUAAUAGCCGUUGAUUCAACUGCUAUUUUGCAGGAGCAACGACCCGUUUUCCCCGUGGACGUGGGACCCGAAGUUUACGCUGAGCCCAACAUAGUUGAACAUCAUUCGCACAACAGUUGGAAUUCGAAAAGACCCAAUCACAAAUCUAGUUCACAUCAUCAUCAUCACCAUCAUCAUUACCAGCAGCAGUGUAAACUUCAAUUCCAUGCUUCUGUAUCAUAUCAUGAUACCCUUCCUACAGUUCCUUGCGUUACUGUAAUGCCCUGGCCGUUGACUCAUAAUAUGCAUGCAUGCACCAGAAGUGUAUUAACUUGUCGUUCGCACAAUGUUAUUGUUUCGGAUUUAACCGUCAGAUCCGUUUGUAAACCCAAAUUAAAUCACGUAUUUCUCUUUAAUUUGCCUUCUCAAGGACAUUCUUAUCAUCAUUUAUCUGUGCCCAGUAGACACGAUCCUAAGAAAGAAGUUACGCAAUUAAGUCCCGUUAAAAAAAGGGUUAAAGAAGGAACGCCCCCGAAUGAAAAUCAAAGAACUCAUAGGGAUACGCACCACAGAGCCCCGCCGCACGGUCAAAAUGGAAGUCCUAACUAUUGGCAUCAGCAAACUGGCACACAGGGUGUGAAUGGCAAUCGUCAGCAAACGAUAACAAUUGAAGACACUCCUUCUCCUGCGGUGUCCGUAAUUACCAUAUCCGAUAGUGAUGAUGAAACUCCUGGAAAAAGUAAUAAUCGGAGUCUCCGUGAACAUCGGAAAAAUGUUAUAUCUUAUGUCACUGUUGGCGACAGUGAUAAUGAAGAUAGAACGACGCCUAGCAAAGGAACCCAGGGUAAUAAUCAACCUAACUCGACGUCUUCGAAUUAUUGCUCUCAAAAUCAGCAACUUCAGUCUUCGAAUACACAACCGCAAAAUCAGCAAAAUCACAUAAAGCAUGAACCGCAUUUAAACAACGGCAAUUCACACGGCCAUUAUUCUGCGGGUGCAUCGCAGUCACAAAAAAAACGACUUUUGGCUAAAGCUCAGUCUGAAUGCAUGUUGAAUGUCAACAACAGUUCAAGUGGUGGAAUUUGCAACAACGUUAAUAGUAAUGAGCCUGGAAUCUGCGACAUUCAACAUCACCCUUGCCAAGGAUACAUAAACAAUCAGGAUCAAAUUGUCUAUGCCAGCGAUAAAAGAAGUUCUUGGGCACCAGUUACGAAUCAUUUUUCUAACGUACACAAUGUACUGAACUCUCAUCCGUCUCACGGUCAGAGUAAAAGAGACGAAAUAAGACAGCCACAAAUCAGGGAAUAUCACGUUCCUCACGGACAUAAGGAAUACAUUCAACCUCCCGUAGCUCAUACGCAAAGGGAGCACAAAUGGGCGGCUGCUUUGCAUCAAGGUUACAGAUUGUCUCCUCAACAUCCGAUCGCGGCCACUGGUCAACCGCUAUAUCAUCAACCGGAUUUGUAUCGUAGACCGACCGUUUACGUUACGACGGCACAACCGGCUUAUCAUCAAGUUCCAGCGACUGCUUUUACGACGGGCAGGGCUUUACCUCCUCCCGCGCAUCAUGGAUCGUCGAGACCGGUAUUGGCCGCUCACAUGAAUCCUCCGGGUCAUCCUCUUCCGGCUCAUAUGCAACCGGCGGCAGUGUUCCCCGCUCAUCCGCAAGUAACCGGGCCCUACGGUUUCGCGCCUUUAAGCCCGGCCAAAACUCAUCAGUAUCAAACUGGUUUGUGGUUUACCGAGUAA